Messenger RNA from Arabis nemorensis, 951 nucleotides. Lineage: Eukaryota; Viridiplantae; Streptophyta; Magnoliopsida; Brassicales; Brassicaceae. The record is from the annotation of a GenBank genome assembly.
AUGGAUAAUGGAUUAUUUCAUGAGGAGACUUAUGCGUUCAAGAAGAAGAGCGAAGACAAGACUGGAGAGUUAAAACUUGAGGGAGGAUUUUCAAUGCCAAAAAUGGCCAUGAAAGAUGACGACGAAGCGUUCUUAGCUCCAGAAAUGAAUGCAUUUGGCCGUCAAUUCAGGGACUACGACUCUGAGAGUGAGAGGCAGAAGAGUGUCGAAGAGUUUUACAGAUUACAACACAUAAACCAAACUGUCGACUUUGUGAAAAAGAUGAGAGCGGAAUAUGGAAAAUUAGAUAAAAAGGUGAUGAGUAUUUGGGAAUGUUGCGAGCUCCUUAAUGAGGUGGUAGACGAGAGUGAUCCAGAUCUCGACGAGCCUCAAAUUCAACAUUUGCUUCAAUCCGCAGAAGCCAUCCGCAAAGAUUACCCUAACGAAGAUUGGCUUCAUCUAACUGCUCUUAUCCAUGAUCUUGGAAAGGUUAUUACUCUUCCACAAUUUGGAGGACUUCCUCAAUGGGCUGUUGUUGGUGACACAUUCCCUGUUGGGUGUGCAUUUGAUGAAUCUAACGUACACCACAAGUAUUUUCUGGAAAACCCAGAUUUCUACAACCAAGCCUAUAACACCAAAACUGGGAUUUAUACUGAAGGAUGUGGAUUAAACAAUAUCAUGAUGUCAUGGGGACAUGAUGACUACAUGUACUUGGUGGCUACAGAGAAUGGAAGUACUUUGCCGUCCGCGGGAAAGUUUAUCAUACGAUACCAUUCUUUUUACCCAUUGCACACGGCUGGAGAAUACACCCAUCUUAUGAACGAUGAAGACAAAGAGAACCUCAAGUGGCUACACGUUUUCAACAAGUACGACUUAUACAGCAAGAGCAAAGUUCACGUUGAUGUUGAGAAGGUCAAGCCCUACUACAUGUCUCUUAUCAAGAAAUAUUUCCCGGAGACCUUGAGGUGGUGA